GCACAGCUGCGUCGUGAGUCACGAGCACCAUUUUGAACGCUAACGACGCGCGUUUUCUUAUUACUAACCAAAAUUUAUUGUUUUGUGCCUUAAUUGUUUGUUAUUGUUGUGCGUUAAAUGGAUAAAAGUGCUAGGAACCAUAGCGGUAACAGUCAGAGAGAUCAAAACUCCUUGGGCAUACUUAGCAUGGAGAACCUCAGAGUUUUCGGGGACAUGUCCGGCAUGAGUAAGAGCGGCAGUGCAAAUACGAGCAGGGAAUCAUUGAAUAUCCAGGAGCGACUCAGGGCGGGAAGACUUAAGGCAUUGGAGACGCUGGAAAAACCACGGCCACGCUCCACCAGCAAUCGUGUUAGCGUUGCGUCUAGUCGCGGCGAAAACAGCACAAACAUAUCCGAUCUGAUCACUGAGGAAACCAUUGACCUCAACUCCAGUGGCUCCGUUUUGAUGGCGACUCCUGCACCCGCGGGCACAAACAUAUUCUUUGAGCCGGCCGAGAUUACGGGCCGCUCAACGUUAUGCAAAAGCGGUAAGAAUGAAUCGUCCAGAAAGAGCAGCGUUAUCUCUGUGGCGGACAUUCUGAAGUCCUCCUUUGUGGAGAGGGCCCGUGUGCAAUUUGCCAAGCGGCUGGAGCACAUGCCUGCCACUGAAUUCACAAGCAGCAGCAGCCUCAGCGAUUCGUUUAGUUGCUCGCGCAGUUUGCCGCGCACUGCGGACCUGAGUAACGCGAGCCUUAAUGGCGGCUCGGGGAUUUCGUUCGGCUCCGCCACUGGUCAGGGCUUUGACGAGAGUUUUGCUCCAGCUGAAAUGAUGCAGUCCCAACUUGUGAUGGGCGAGAUAUCGUGGGCGCAAGAAUUUGCAGCCGUGCCAGCGGCAACGCUUAGUAAACAGGCAUUGCAAAAGAUUUCCGCGCCGCCACAAACGCCAGAAAUUGAGACCUCUGUGUCCAACUCGGUUAUUGCCGGAGACCCCAACUUUUCGCUGGGCAACUACUUUCAGAUGCGUUCGGAGAACUUAUCAUUCAUUGUGGGCAGAGCGAGUCGCGACAAGAUGCAACCAGGCGAGGCUCUGGUCGACCAGCACAACACAACGGUAAGCAGUGCAGGCGAGAAAACGCCACAAAUCGAUAACAAAACAUAUACAAAGAUCGAAAGCGCCAAGAUGGAGCGCAAUCUGAUGAAGAAGAUGCAACAGGACAAGUUCAACAAGGCACUGCAGGCAGAAACAAAGAAGCAGCCAACUAGCUCGGAGCUGCUCAGCUUGUCAGCCAUCGAUGAAGCCUUGCGCAACCUGGACAUGAAUUCGGACACCUCCGUUGGCGAUGUUGUCAAUAGAUUGCGGGCCCGUGGCUAUGGGUAUGAUCCCGACGACGAAGACAAGGAGAAUGAGCAUAGCGACGACACGCUGUGCAAAUCCAAGUCCCGUUCCAAGCUCACGGACACAAUGAGCUUUACAGAUUCGCUUUUGAAUUCGACUGACUUUCAGCAGCUGCAGAAUAGCAUGGCGUCAACAAAAAAGCGCCAGCCGCUGAGUCCACUGGCAGACUUCAUGCCAAGCCAGCCCAAUAUACUGGUGACGGCUAGCGAUGAUCUUGAUCAUGAUCACGAUGCCGACAUAGAUGAAUGGCCCUCGACACCGGUGAAGUCCCCUGGACGUCAUAUGCGCCGCACCAAAUCUCCGCAUUCCCAACGAAACGUCAGUCCAACGAGCAGUGAUGGCGUGCAGCCACUGCCCACCACCGAUGAGGAUGGGGAUGCAGACGAGGAUAAGACGCCGGUUAACAAGAAACGCAAUCUAACUCUGCCCGCUAUAAGCAAUCAAAACUCGUUCUGUUCCACGCGUCUGGAUGGCUGCGAUGCGGUGCCAUCGUCCAGCGAAUGUGACUUUGGCAUAUCACCAAAUUUGGGCCAAAGCGUUUCUGCCGCCAAUUUGCGUCAUGUGUCGCCGUUAUCGUCGCCGCGCAGCUGUCUGUCCUCGCCGCUGCUGGACAGCACAACAAAUUCGGAGCGUCGUCUUCUGCUUAUCGGCUCCGGUGCAGUACGCAGAGCCAACACCUCGCCAGCUCCCAGCGAGGCCAGCUCCACAAGUGGUUUCAAUGCAUUACGCAAGGUUGGCAAUGGCACCCAAAUAAACGCAGCGCCACGCAGCACUUCGCGUUGCUCCAACUCCAGCGAGUUCAGUCAUCGCGAUGGAAAACUACUGCCCCUGAAGGUGACCCAUACGAGCCUAUGCUGGGGUAGCACCAAACUGCGCACAGAUGUACGCAAGUCCAUGCAGAUCAAGAACACGUCCGACAAGCGUCUGGUGGUGCGACUGUGCAUACAGGGACCAGGCUUUCAGCUGGUCAGCGGCGAUGGAAACUCCAUUACCUUACAGUCCAUGGAAUGCCGUAGCAUAGGCAUCACCUUCUGCCCGACGGUUAGCGGCGCAGCCAUUGGUGCGCUCUCGUUCUAUGCGCCCUUUGGCGCCAACAAUUGCCAGCAGCCGGGAAUGGAAAUACCGUUGUACGGUUACGGUGGUAACGCCUCCAUUACUAUACAGGGACUACUUAAGGGACCGGUCGGCGCCAGCUUCCUUACCGUCGGCAAUGUAUGCGAGCUGGCCUCGGGCCCGCUGACUGCCAGCUUCAAGUUCUACAAUAAGGGACCGCUGACAGCCUUUGCGGGCAUCACAAUUGAUUCGACGGUGUUUUUGAAGCCGCGCCUUAAUGCCGCCUUCGAGGUGCGUCCCAGCAAGAUUAUUCUGCCGCCGCACAGUGAAGCUGUGGUGGAAAUUGUCUUUCGACCCAAUCGCGAGGACAUCAAGAACAUACUGAAGAAGACGUCGCAGGUACAGACACUGGCAAAUAUGCGAAUCUUUUGCGGCGAUGAACCCAACCGCCAGCGCAUGCGUGCCCUAGUGCAGCGCAUGACUGGCGAGCAGCGGGAGCAGCUGACCUCAUCCAUGCUAGACAACAUCUUGUGCCGUUUUCCGGGUGAGCAAUCCAUUCGCAGCUUGGCCAUGCUGAACGAGCCGGCUGAGUUUAUACUCGAUCUGGUGACGGUGGUCCGCAUUAUUGAUGUGGCUCUGACCCUGAAUCGCGACUUUGACGAAUCUGCUGAAACUUCGCAUCUGUGUUUGCCAGACGCCGAGGAGACGGUGCUAUUUCGUACUGUGUGCGCCGCUAAUUCGCCGACGCCCAGCAAUAUGCUGGAGCCCGUUGAUGAGCUACAUGAGGCAGAUACUACUUCGGCCAUUGAGCAGCAGCCGCUGGAUCGCAACUGGUCAGUGGAGCCGGAGGCCAUUGAGCUUGAUUUGUCCAGCGGUGGGAAUGCCAUAGACGGAGUCAAGCUUUUCAUUAGGAACAGCUUCAGCUCACGGCAAUAUAUUGAGUUGAACUGUAAUGUGGCAAAUUUGCUGCACAUUACACCCAGCGAAUGUUAUGUGGCACCCGAUGGUGGUCAGGUGGAGGUCCUGGUGCGGCCACUGCGCACACCAAGCCGUGAAAUACUUAAAAAUCAAAUGCAGCUCCUCGUCGAGGUGUCCAUGGAAAAUGAACGUAUUAAUGUGCCCGUUACUUUUAAAGUUUGAAUUUAUAUUUACCGUUUUGUGAGAUUAA
Molecule: messenger RNA, 3595 nt
Organism: Drosophila montana
Lineage: Eukaryota; Metazoa; Arthropoda; Insecta; Diptera; Drosophilidae
Gene: spd-2
Product: spindle defective 2
Exons: 6
Coding region: 118-3567 (1149 amino acids)
Molecular function (GO): ADP-ribose diphosphatase activity
Source: RefSeq, a predicted model, not a curated record